GGGACUCGUGGGGUCCCGGCUUCCCGGGGGCGCAAGGGGCUCCCGCCUCCCCUUGCCCCGUCCCCCGCUUGCUGCGCCGUCGCCCUGUCCAGCCUGCAGACGGGUCUCUAAGCGCCCAGGAGUGUGUGCGGAGCCGGCUGCGUUGUGCCCUGGGGCAUCUGCCGGUGGAGCGCAGGGCCGGUGUGCGAGGAGGGCCGGGCUGCGGCUGCCUGGUUGACAGAGGAGCCUGGGCCUGAGAAGGGAGGCGGCUUGUCCAGGGCGACGGGGUCCGUGGGUGGGCUUGCUCUCGGGCCUGAGCUCCUGGGCGCGCGUGCUGGCCGCCCUGUUACUGUUACACAGAAUAAGUUUCUUAAAUGAUCCUUACAGCAGCACAUUUAAGUUCUUGUGAAUAAUUUUGAAACAUCGUGCCUGAGUCCACCUCUUUGCCGAGAGCACCUUGUCCUGAUCUAAGUAGUUAAAGGAGGUAGUAAGAAAAUAGGUGAAUGUAAGAGGCUAUCUUGUUUUAUCUUGUAUUUAAUGGUAGAGGAUCAUUUCAGUAUGAUUUAGUGUUUGUUCACUAGUGAGACAGAUGCAUAUUCACUCAGUUGCCACAUGGUCAGGUGGGAGCUGCAGAGUGGUAGAUGCCCCCUCAUUCUUCCAGUCACUUCUGAAGGUUUUAAGGUGUGCUCCUACUUUCACUGUUCUCUGUGUUUUUCCAAGAGCAGUAGAAAAUGAAUAAAUCUGUGGGGCCAGUGUCAUUCAAGGAUGUAGCUGUGGACUUCACCCAGGAAGAGUGGCAGCAGCUGGACCCUGAGCAGAAAACCACCUACCGGGAUGUGAUGCUGGAGAACUACAACCACCUUGUCUCAGUGGGCUGUCACAUUAUCAAACCGGAAGUUAUCAUCAAGUUGGAGCAAGGAGAAGAGCCAUGGAUAGUAGGAGGAGAAUUCCUACCACAGAGUUACCCAGAAGUCUGGAAAGCCGAUGAUCUGGUAGAAAGAGUCCAGGAAAAUGAAGGGAAAUAUUCAAAGCAAGCUGUAUCCUUCAACAGCAAAACCCUGAUUGAAGAGAGAGGUAAUGUUCUUGGUAAGACUUUUAAUGUGGAAACGAACCCCAUUCCUUCAAGAAAAAUGUCCUAUAAAUGUGACUCGUGUGAAAAGAGUUUGAAAUCUGUUUCUGAAUAUAUUAGUAGUGAUGGCAGCUAUGCAAGCAUAAAGCCUGAUGAAUGUAGUGCAUGUGGGAAACCACUUCCCCAUGUUAAACUUGAGAAAACUCAUCCAGGAGAUGAAUCUUAUGAAUUUAAUCAAAAUGGGGAAGCUUAUAGUCUAAAUGAAGAAAGUAUUUAUCAGAACAUUCAUAUUUUGGAGAAACCCUUUGAAUAUAUUGAAUGCCAGAAAGCCUUUCAAAAGGAUACAGUUUUUGUUAAUCACAUGGAGGAGAAGCCCUAUAAAUGGAAUGAAUCUGAAAUAGCCUUUCUGCAAAUGUCCAACCUCAGCGCACACCAGAGGUCUCAUAUGGAAUUGAAGCCCUUUGAAUGCAGUGCAUGUGGGAAAUCCUUCUGUAAAAAGUCAAAGUUUAUCAUACAUCAGAGGACUCACACAGGAGAGAAACCUUAUGAAUGUAAUCAGUGUGGGAAAUCCUUCUGCCAGAAGGGGACCCUCACUGUCCAUCAGCGCACACACACAGGGGAGAAACCCUAUGAAUGUAACGAAUGUGGGAAAACCUUCUACCAGAAGUUACACCUCAUUCAACAUCAGAGAACUCACUCAGGAGAGAAGCCCUAUGAAUGUAGUUACUGUGGAAAAUCCUUUUGUCAGAAGACGCACCUCACACAACACCAGAGAACACAUUCAGGAGAGAGACCCUAUGUUUGUCAUGACUGUGGAAAAACCUUCUCCCAGAAGUCCGCACUUAAUGACCAUCAGAAAAUUCACACAGGUGUGAAGCUCUACAAGUGUAACGAAUGUGGGAAGUGCUUCUGCCGCAAGUCUACUCUCACCACACAUCAGAGGACACACACCGGAGAGAAGCCCUACGAAUGUAAUGAGUGUGGGAAAUUCUUCUCGCGGUUAUCCUAUCUCACUGUACACUACAGGACUCAUUCAGGAGAGAAGCCCUACGAAUGUAAUGAGUGUGGGAAAACCUUCUACCUGAAUUCAGCCCUCAUGAGACACCAGCGAGUGCACACCGGAGAGAAACCAUACGAAUGUACCGAGUGUGGAAAGCUCUUCUCUCAGCUGUCGUACCUCACUAUACACCACAGAACUCAUUCAGGAGUGAAACCCUACGAAUGUAAUGAGUGUGGGAAGACCUUUUACCAGAACUCAGCCCUUUGCAGACAUCGGAGAAUACAUAAAGGAGAAAAGCCCUACGAAUGUUAUAUAUGUGGGAAGUUCUUCUCUCAGAUGUCGUACCUCACCAUACACCAUCGAAUUCAUUCAGGAGAGAAACCCUAUGAAUGUAAUGAGUGUGGGAAAACCUUCUGCCAGAAUUCAGCCCUUAACAGACAUCAGAGGACACACACAGGAGAGAAAGCUUAUGAGUGUUACGAAUGUGGGAAGUUCUUCUCUCAGAUGUCCUAUCUCACCAUCCACCAUCGGAUCCAUUCGGGAGAGAAGCCCUUUGAAUGUAAUGAAUGUGGAAAAGCCUUCUCUCGGAUGUCAUACCUCACUGUACACUAUAGGACUCAUUCAGGAGAGAAGCCCUACGAAUGUAACGAGUGUGGGAAAAAAUUCUAUCACAAAUCAGCCUUCAAUAGCCAUCAGCGGAUUCACAGGAGAGGGAAUGUGAAUGUACUGGAUGUGGGGAGGCUUCUCUGAAGUCAGAGAACCUUUCCAUGUGGUGAGUGGGCAACUCCUGCUGACCCACAUCAGAGCUUACACGGGUGAUCUGCACAAGCCUUUGUGUUAGACUUGAAGCCUGAAAGUUCACAGGGUAGAAACCCCAACUGUACCAAGACCACAGGACUUGUUGGAUAACAAACUAUACAGGAGUAAAAAUUUAUAUGUAUUUAGAAUGUGUAUGCACUUCACCGUGGACUCAAACUGUUUUACAUAUCAGGGAAUUCAUGCCAAGGGAAAAAUCUCUCCAUUUUAAGGAAGGUGGAAAAUGUACUCCUUUGGAAAUUACAAAAUGUUAUGCUUCUGAUGUAGUACUAAGCUUCUUGAAAACAAAAAUACAGAAGAUAAAGAUACUUAUGUAAAUAGAAGCUGUAAAACCACCUGAUAGUAAUCAAGACCACAGCAUAGCAACCUUACACUCACAUGGGAGUGCUUCCUGGGAAUGUAGGACUUAACAUUUUUGAGGGGUCUUCAGUUUCUUUGCUUGCUUUUUAGGAUGCUACAUGAAAUGUAUGUUCAGUUUGAAUCAUGUUUGAAAAGUCAUUGUAUCCUUAUUAGAAUAAUUUGUAAUACAUGGUAAGGUAACCCAUUUUAAAUAGCUCUACCAUGUUAGGAUCCUGAUAUUCACUGCCCCUGAACUAACAUCUGAUAGUAUAAAGUAUGCUGCUUCUUGUACUCUCGCCUGGAGUUCAUAAAUGUCUUUGAUUGUUGUUAAUGAACUAAGUCUUCUGUGAAGAAGCCAAUGUCUUUAGAACAUGUUCAGCUGUAUCUGAGUCAGCAAGAGUUAGAAAUCUAUGCAUAUGGUAGAAAAGCGCAUAGAUAAUUUUAAGAUGUUACUGCCAGAUAUUUCCAGUAGUCUAAGAAGCACCUAUAGUAUUUACUGUACUCUAUCAGUUAUAUUUACUUAAAAUAUUUAAGUACUUAAAAUAUUUCCAUUUGUAUCAGGUUUUUUUUUCUCCAUCUGUUGUUUUAUUUGGAUGCUUACAUUAAGUGUGCAGAGCACACAUACUAUGUAACUUAGGAAUUAUCUGUAUUUUUUUUUAUAACGAUAGUGUUUUUAAAAAUUGUGCUCUAUUCCUAUGUAAAUGAAUGAAGAACUCUUCAUAUGGGUUUUUGGCAGACACUGUUGAGUGAUCCUGGUUACUCACUCUUUAUUGUUUGCUGGCGGAGUUUGGGUGUCCAUUUCUCCUCAUGGAAUGGGGGGAAAUCCUGACAGGUUUCAGUUAAUAAUGAUAAUCCUUUUUCAUUGCCAGCAAUUGGUUUAGAAUGGUCACAGGACCCAGUUCUAUGCAGAUAAAGGAGAUAGCUGACAGGUUAUUUCUGAAAGGUUCAAAUAAUGAAUCCUGCAGAGUUAAGCAGAGUCUUCUGUUGAACAUUGCCUUCAUUGCAUGUGAUGCCUGGCUGUGUCUUUCAACAAUGAAUUAUAAUUUAAACAUGGCAGAGCAGAAAGACUGGGAGGACUGGGACCUGAAUGAUGUUGAGCCGCUGAACCAGCUGUGGCUCCUCUGUGGCUCCUCUGCUUCUGGACUGUCGCUUCUGUAGGAGAUGAAAUUUACCUUGGAGCAGGUUGAUUUAGGUUGCUCUGUUAGCAGAUAGCUGAAGAUACAAAGUUAUACCUUUGUAGGAAUUAUGCAAUUGAGAAGUGGACUUUAGGUAAAUCAUUUAUUUAGAAGUACUGAUAGAGAGGUUGAUCUAAUUUUCUGUAAAUUUUGAUGUAAAUAGUCGGGGCACUACCAGUCAACUUGAAACAAUUAAAUGUGUAUGUUUCCUUGAAUGGUUACAUCAUUGACCUAAGAAUAUUUAGAACCUGAUAACAAUGCCAGAUAUACCUUCCUUUUUACAAUGCAUGACAUAAAUUUUGUUUAGGUUAAUUUCUUUUAUUCAUGGAUCAUUUUUCCACUGUUAAUUCAUAAUAUAUGGUGUGGAGGUAAGGACGUUUGCUUUCCAGUGAUUAGCCCCAUAGCCUAUAUUUGAAUAAUUGACACCUGCCCACUGAGAUGAAAUGCCGUAUUUUUCAUGUAUUCUGAUCAUUUGUGGCACCAGUUUUUGUUGCUCAGCACUUUCCCUCCAUAUUCUUCUAGCUGAUUGUGAGUAUGCUAUAUAAUAGGAAUGAAAAGUCUGGUAGAUUGUAUAGAUUUGUGUAGGAAAAUAUACUGAUAGUGUAUUUGUUGAAAUGAUACCUAUAAAGAGUUCCCACAGUAGUUUGUCAUUAUAGCUUAAAUACACAGUAUGCAUUUUAAGUAAAAUAUUUUAAAAGUUUAAAUGAUUCACCACAUUCUUUUUCUCUUACGGAGUGCCUGCACAGGAAAGGGCCUGGUGCAUGGAAUGGUCUUGAACUGCCUAUCUGAUGACGUAGUCAUGUGAUUAGUUUGUAGUUUCAAAGAUACCAGCAAUUUCAUUCUGUAUCUCUGAAAGUGGAAUCAGUGGCAUGUUCUUCUAUAGUGACAUUUUUUUUCUUCUUCCCUAGAGGCACUUAAAAUAAUGGUUUGUCUUAAAUUUGAUGGAAUGUAGUUUUUGAAAAGUUUUUAACUGUUCCUGGCAAGAGUGUAAGAUGCACAGGCCUGAGUUCAUGAAAGAGCACUAGCAGGAUGUCAGGUCUCCUAUCCUGCGCAAGGACUGAAUGUGGAAUUGGGGCAGAGCGGGAGCUUUUGUGCGUUAUAUAUAGUCACCUUAUAAUUUGAAGUGUGAAUGGAUGAUGAACUCUGAAAGGGGUUUUCAAGGGCUCAGCAGAAGGAAUAGCCCUUCUGGCAGGUGGCCAUGUGAGAUUCCCCCAAUUUUUUGUAUCAUUGAGUCAGUGAAACAGUGGUUCAUUCAUACUUAUCAAAUAGGUCUAGUUGAAGCUAUGGCGAUAACACCAAGGCCUUAUCCUCUCAGAGAUCCCAGAGUCACCCUCUUUAUUCCAUAGCUGUGUGCCUGGGUGGCUGUCCAGUUAAGCUCCCCAAGGGAGGCUGUAUAAUCCAUAUGACUACAGCCCAGAUACUGCCCACUUUAUAGAAUGCCUGUAAAUAAGCAAAUUCCUUAUCCUUUUCAUCACAGAGGUGACUACAUCACAGAUAAAUUGCUUUUCCCUUCCCUGAAUUUAAAGUCUGUGAUGUCUGCCAGACUGAACUGACAUGGGCUAUUGACUUGUUCCCAGAGCCCAACUUGGGCUGCCAUGGAAGUAAGAGUGGUUUGCACAUCCAGGAGACUACAGUGGAGGGGCUCCUGCAUGAGGUGUGAGCAGCCAGACAGUGGUGAAGCAGGUGCUGGGGAACCUUGGGAUUGAGAUCUACACUCUGCUGCUCUUAAUGUAGCAUCCCAAGCACCUUAUUGCCCAGCACGGUGCCUUCAUGAGACAGAAAGGAUGCAUCAGCUAGAUGAGGAGUGGACACAACAGACACAGGCACAGUGCUGGCCUGGAGCAUCCUCUUCUCACUCCACAGCCAGGUCAUUACAGUAAGUGGGCACAUUCUGUUUUGGAUGGAGGAGGACCAUUAGGUGAUGAUACCAUGCCCUGAGAGCAGAGGAUCCAUCAGGAAGGGGGUGCCUCGUGGCUGGGGGUGGGCUUUUUCCUGUAAUACAUAGGUCUACUGAAGCCACCCUGAAGAACAGGAACGAGGGAUUAGACCAUCACCCUGUUAGUCAUAUCAUCCGAGAUUUGCAGAUUCCCAAGUGAAAAUUAAUGCUAGAAAAAGCAAACCUAUAAGUUUACUAAGAGCUGCACCACACGUCUGCACAACUGGCAAGCUUAAUGGAAUGUAGAAAUCCAGAUUUCAAAAGAAGUGUAUUGGUUAUAUGAAGUAAGAACAGUUACUCUAAAAGAGGUGGGGGACAGGGCAUGGACACAGCCAAAAACCAGUUAGUGGAUUGUGUGAUAACAGCAAGUGGUUUGCCCAGGAUGCCAGGAAGAAGAGAUGCAUGUGAUAAACAGACUCAGAACACAGUAGACAUAAUACCCGUAUCCUGGAGUUCUUAAGAUAGGAUGGGAAGAAAAUUAUGAAUUAAAAAUUUCUCAAGUUAAAAAAGAAUGAAAUUAAAAAGAGCUUUUGUGUUGCCAAGUGGAAAGAUACAGAAAAGUCUCGGGCCUGUAAAGCAAAAUGGUUUACCUAAAGACUAAUAACUAGAAUACAUGAGGAUAUCCAGCGAAGUAGCAAAAAAAAGGGCAGGGCUUAAAAAAAAAAAAAAAAAAAGGGCAGGGCU
Molecule: messenger RNA, 6998 nt
Organism: Canis lupus familiaris (dog)
Lineage: Eukaryota; Metazoa; Chordata; Mammalia; Carnivora; Canidae
Gene: ZNF12
Product: zinc finger protein 12
Exons: 5
Coding region: 711-2798 (695 amino acids)
Biological process (GO): regulation of transcription by RNA polymerase II
Cellular component (GO): nucleus
Molecular function (GO): RNA polymerase II cis-regulatory region sequence-specific DNA binding; DNA-binding transcription activator activity, RNA polymerase II-specific
Source: RefSeq, a predicted model, not a curated record